Schistocerca cancellata (South American locust) is the source of this 1108-nucleotide messenger RNA. RefSeq names its product glypican-5-like. Lineage: Eukaryota; Metazoa; Arthropoda; Insecta; Orthoptera; Acrididae. Gene Ontology annotation, cellular component: plasma membrane; cell surface; extracellular region. The transcript is spliced from 3 exons. Gene Ontology annotation, biological process: positive regulation of canonical Wnt signaling pathway; cell migration; regulation of protein localization to membrane. The record is from RefSeq and is a predicted model, not a curated record. Bases 248 to 1108 code for a protein of 286 amino acids.
CCUCCGGGCGCGUCGCAGAGCUCUGGCGAAGGCAGUCUACGGCGUCGGCUGCCGGUACCCCACGCACUGCGCUCGGAGGCUUCCGCGCCUGGAAACUAAUGGCACGGCGUUAGAGUAACUGGCUCUUUUCGCUUUCAAAGUGCCGGCAGAUACGAUAUCGAGAAGAGCAAAUGAGCCCUUUACAUCACCACUGCAACGCGGCUACGACACCUGUUUAUUUCCGGUCUCCGUGACAACCGAUCCGGGGAUGGGGAAAGGCGCGUUGUGCUGCGGAAGGCUGUUGAUCGUGCUAUGCGUGUCCUUGCGAGGUGGUGCGCUCGGAGGAGCGUUGUCGAGUGACAGGAGCGACCAAGAUGAGCCCACAACUUGUGCCGGCGUGAGGUCCGUCUUCGAAAUGAAAAACGUGUCAGUGGAGGUGCCAGACGCACCGAUAAGCGGCCGCGAGCUGACCGUGUGCGUGUCCGAGACGUCGUGCUGCACGCCCGAGAUGGAGUCGGCGCUCCAGCGGCUGGUGCAGCGGGACUUCCAGGCGCUGCUGCACCACAACUCCAGGUCGCUGGAGGGCCUGCUCGUCUCCGCCGCCAACACCAUACGAGAGCACGUGGUGUGGCAGCUGCGGCAGUCGGAGGGCCGGGCGCGCGCCCUGCUGGCGCCGCUGCUGGGCCGGCUGCCCGAGGCGCCCCGAGGCGACGACCCGCUGGCGGCGCUGUACGGGCGGCUGGUCGCGCGCAUGGAGGCGCCGCUCCAGCUCCAGCUGCGGCAGGGCGCGCCGCUGGACGGCGCCCUGGAGGAGCUGCUGGCGCGCCUUUUCCCGCUGGCCUACGAGCGCGCGCUGGGCGGCGGCGCGCACCGCCUGGAGGCCGAGUACCGCGGCUGCCUGCGGUGGGCGGCGCGGGAGCUGCGGCCGGCGGGGGCCGCGCCGAGCCGGCUGGCGGCGCCCCUGCAGCGCGCUCUGCGGGCGGCCGGCGUGCUGCGCCAGGCGCUGCUGCUGGGCGCCCGCGUGCUCAGCCGCGCAGACUCGCUGCUCACCGGACAGGGCGGACCGACAGGUGCGACCGCCUCCGCUAACCCAGUUACUCUGUACAGUAAGGAGAUCUUACGAGGGUAA